AUGGCUUCUUCCUUACAAACCACAGCUAUACUUUCUUCUUCUUCUUGUUAUUCUCUAAGGGCAGUCAACGCUUCCAUCCAUGUCCCAAAACCUCCUCGAGUUUCUUAUUCGGUUCCAAAAGUACCAACAAGAAAGAUGCAGCAGAUUGAGGAAUUUAAUGGGUCCAUAGACACAACCCCAUUAGAGAAGAAUGUCAUCACCACGCAAAUAUACGAUGGUGUAUACAACAACCCCAACAUUAAGCCUAAGGCCACUGUUCAGCUCUAUGCAAUUCUAGAGGAAGUAGCUGACAGAAUUGAAAUGCACAGCAACCUUGUCCAACAACGGGACAACUGGAACAAUCUUCUUUUAAACUCCAUCAAUAUGAUGACUCUCACUGCCACAGCCAUGGCUGGUUUUGCAGCCACAAGUGGUGGUGACAGUGCACCGCUUUUCUCUCUGAAUCUAUCGUCAGCUCUUUUGUUUUCUGCAGCCACAGGGAUGUCGCUUGUCAUGAACAAAAUUCAACCCUCACAACUCGCUGAGGAACAACGCAAUGCAACUAGGUUGUUUAGAAAGCUUCAGACCCAAAUCCAAACCACAAUUGCACUUGGAAAUCCUACAGAGGAAGAUGUGAAGGGUUCAACGGAGAAGGUUUUGGCCCUUGACAAAGCUUAUCCACUUCCCUUGUUAGGGGUUAUGCUUGAUAAAUUUCCUGCAAAAUUUGAACCUGCUGUUUGGUGGCCUUCCACUCAGUUCCAAAGGGAAAAUAAAACCCACCAAGGAUCAAAAGUGGAGAGCAAGAAUAAUGGAUGGAGCAAAGAACUAGAAAUGGAAUUGAGAGAGGUUAUUGAAGUGAUAAAGAGAAAAGACGCUGAGGACUAUGAGAGGCUGGGAAACAUUGUGCUAAAGAUCAAUAAGACUUUGGCGAUAGCAGGGCCUUUACUCACUGGCAUUGCAGCAGUGGGUUCUUCCUUUGUAGGGAAUGGGUCAUUGGCAGCUAUAGUGCCUGUUAUGGCUGGGUCAUUGGCUGCUGCAGUUAAUGCUUUUGAGCACGGUGGACAAGUAGGCAUGAUAUUCGAAAUGUAUAGAAACUGUGGUGGAUUCUUCAAGUUGUUGGAAGAGACAAUUGAAGCAACACUUGACAAAGACUUGGACAAAAGAGAAAACGGUGAGCUAUUUGAAAUGAAGGUAGCAACGCAGUUGGGAAGAAGCGUUUCGGAGCUUAGACAACUUGCCUCAAAAUCUACUUCCUAUCGCGUGGAAGGAAUUGCCAUAGAUGAAUUCGCAAGCAAGCUUUUUUAA
Messenger RNA from Gastrolobium bilobum, 1284 nucleotides. Its product is annotated as probable F-box protein At4g22030. The record is from RefSeq and is a predicted model, not a curated record. The coding region runs from base 1 to 1284 and encodes 427 amino acids. Lineage: Eukaryota; Viridiplantae; Streptophyta; Magnoliopsida; Fabales; Fabaceae. The transcript has a single exon.